Messenger RNA from Uranotaenia lowii, 1800 nucleotides. Its product is annotated as venom protease-like. Gene Ontology annotation, molecular function: serine-type endopeptidase activity. The record is from RefSeq and is a predicted model, not a curated record. The transcript has 5 exons. The annotation marks the transcript as partial. Gene Ontology annotation, biological process: proteolysis. Lineage: Eukaryota; Metazoa; Arthropoda; Insecta; Diptera; Culicidae.
GGGGGCUAUCCGGUCCUGUGCUGUACCGAUGGCGUCGAGUACGAUCAGUCACCUAGUAGCAGCAGCCACUCACCUUUCGUGGAGGUGACAACAACAACGACGACGACCACGACAACUCCUAGACCGGCGACGACGCUGGCCCCGGUCACGUCAGCACCUGUUGUGCGUCAGGCAGAUUGCAUUGGACCGGACAGUCGCGAAGGAUACUGCAUUAGUUUACGAAGCUGCCCAUCGCUGUUGAAUGAAUUUUUGAAGCGCCAGAAAGAUCCCCAAUUCGUGAAAUUUAUUCAGCAAUCGAAUGCCAUCUGCAACUACAUUCAGCCGAACGUGUGCUGUCCUCUGGAUGGAGCCGGUACGGUCGUGCUUCCGCCCUCGGUUCCACCCCCAACAGUGGCUCCUCCCCCACCUCCACCGGCACCACCCACCGAAGGUCCUUCUCCCGGUCGGACAAGUGACAUCAUUCAACUGCCCACCCCCGCCGAUGGCUGCGGAGUGAGCAAAGUUCAGCACAAUCGCGUCGUGGGAGGAGUCCCAGCUGCCCUCAACGGAUGGCCUUGGAUGGCCUUGAUCGGCUACAAGAACGCUCUCGGGGAGGUUUCGUUCAAAUGUGGCGGAUCACUCAUCACCAAGCGCCACGUGCUGACGGCGGCCCAUUGCAUCCGAAAAGAUCUAUCCUCGGUGCGGCUCGGAGAGCAUGAUACAUCCACCGAUACGGAAACGAACCACAUUGAUAUUCCGGUUGUGAAGAUGGAAACCUAUCCGCAGUACGACAAAAAGGAUGGCCAUUCGGAUUUGGCGUUGCUGUAUUUGGAGUCUAGCGUUCCCUUCAGCGACGCCGUUCGCCCAAUCUGUCUGCCAACUGGUGAACCGGUCCGAUCCAAGAACUUCGAAGGCUUCACACCGUUCGUCGCCGGUUGGGGUCGAACUCAGGAAGGCGGAAAAGCGGCCACAGUGCUCCAGGAGCUUCAAAUCCCGAUCAUUUCGAACACCGAGUGCCGCGGACUAUACUCCAAGAUCGGCAAAUCCUUCUCGGAAAAGCAGUUCGACGAUGCGGUUCUGUGUGCCGGGGUCCUGGAAGGUGGCAAGGACUCUUGUCAAGGUGAUAGUGGCGGUCCGCUGAUGUUGCCGCAGCGUGAGGGCACGACUUUCUACUACUAUCAGGUCGGAGUGGUGUCCUACGGGAUUGGCUGUGCGAGGGCAGAGGUCCCUGGGGUGUACACCAGGGUGGCCAAGUUCGUCGAUUGGAUCAAGGAGAAGGUCACGGAACCCGUUUAGGAAUUUCGGUUUUGGAAGUCGAAGAAAUGGAACACGUUCGUUACUUAGUAUUCUUGCCAUUUAUUUGGUUUUACUCUUAAAAUGUUACUGGUUGUAUUUCUUGGUACACUGAAUGCAAAAAACUUGUUUAGAAUAAUGUUUUUGUAUUUCACGAAUGUUGAAGAACUACAAUUAGGGUGCUUUUGUACGUACGGAUUAUGCUCAAUAAUGUGUUUUGCAUGACAAAUAGGUUUAUUUUGUGCUCGAAGAGAACUGUAUUACAGCUACGAAAUAUAUACACAAUAUCACAUGUGUACACAUCUAUUUAUUUACAUAUUUAUAGUUUUAAUCUAGAACAAGGCAAAUGAAAGAAACCUAAAUUUGGUCGAUAACAAAGUUUGAAUGUGUAUUUAUUGAACAGUCUUCUUGAAAGUGAUGUUUGCACUGAAUCUAACCAAAAGCUGGUCGAGUAAUGAACGUAAAAAUUUUAAUGCUUAUUUUUUUAUCUAGAAAAUUUAACUUGAACCUAAAAAAAGUAAGGAACCG